GCUCCAGGUAAUAUGAGUGGUAGCACGAAGCCACGUAGUGUACACUCAUCCACGUCUGGAAGAAUUGUGACCGAAAACCCGGCUCUGCUUCAGUUGUUACGGGAGCGGACUGGGGAUAGUAGUAUUGGUACAGCCACUAGACCCGCGGCAGGUGGUACCAGGUGUGUAAUAACAGACUCAAGUCGCUUGGACAACUCUAGUCACUCUAACCCUGCUUAUACUAAUCCUGUCUCUACGCAACUCCCUACUGCUGUCAACGUACAGACCAGCGGGGGCAGCCACCCGCAGCUAGCUGACUCUCAUAGAAUAGCAAGUAAUGACAGAGAAAACAAAUUAGAUGUGAUUCCUUUGGAUUCUAACAAAGACAACUGUAAUACUAAUAGUAGAACUUCUGUAGGUGACCGUGACAACGUGUCUGGUCAGACUUCUUCAACUCCUGCUGGAGAUCUUAACAUAUCUCAGGUAGAACAAGACAGUCGCACCAAGGUCAUUCCUGGACUGAACCUGCAGAAGAGUAAAGAGAAAACAUCCGAAUCACUGUUGUCGCGAGUAGAUAGCUCGUUGUUGAACGAGGAUUAUUCACAAGAACUUGUAACUCCUGCACGUAUACGUAGCUCUGUUAUAGUGACACCCUCCUUGCAUGACAAACGCUUGCAUGAUGUAGAUGUGCAUAUUUCCUCUAACGCUAACCCUUCCCCUGCUUCUGUCCAAACGCAUAGAGUAGAAGGUGUGAAAGGUACUGAGACACUGCAUGCUGUUGACGUAACCUCUGGUGCUGGGUACACUGUCAGGGCAGACACAAACACUAAUCUCUUCAAUUAUAUCUCUCCACACAGUCCAGACCACGGGGUCGCAGCGGGAGGUCACAACCCUGCGACAACACAGAGGUCAGAGGGUCAAGGUCAACCAACCACAAGACAAUCUGAUAUUGUCAAGGACAGUUUAGAGGCAUCACAUGAUCUACAGGACAGCCUUGACCUUGAACAGUCCCACCAGUUAAAAGACAGUUUAGACUCUGACUCGGGGAAGAACUCCCCAAUCACAGGCCGGAAAACUUACCCUGUGGAAUCUCCAACAUCAAACAAAAUACCCAAUAUAAACACAGCGUCUGCACAUACUAGACGGAAAGACAACCCGAACGCACUAAGUCAGGUGCGCCCAGACUCCGAACUUUCACGAGGAAUCCCGACACCCAAGCCUAGCUCGGGUGUUCCUGAUUCUGCCAAAAGUAGAGUUCCUCAACCUACUGCAAGAAGUGAGGAACCCGCUACUAGACGUAGCACCAGCAGUGUAUACGCAGUCGCUAAUCCUGCUGUUCUUGCAGCCCAGGGAGACACUCCACGCGAGGGAACACAAAACGCUAAGUUCACGCCUCGUGCAGAGCAGGCUGUACAACGUCGUGAAAAUACACAAGGAAGUGCUAAACCCCAUUCUAUAAUAAAACGGGAGAGUACACAAGGUAGUGUUAAGCCACAGUCUGUAACGAAACGCGAGGACACUAGGGAUAGUGUAAAACCUGCCAAACUUACAGGACGUCAGGAUACUCAGGAUAGUGAUAGAGCUCCACCUAGUGGCAGAAACUCCUCUAAACCGCAGGUAGGAGAUUCUGUAAACAACAACGCGAAGGUAAACUCGGCCACAUCUGGACGUAAAAGUGGCCGCAGUGCAGUUUCCUUUCAUCCAGAACCUAAAAAUAGAAGUGACAAUAGUGACAGUGACGAGGAACAAAUUCGUGCUCCAAGUAGUCAUCUGAAGGAACGUGUUCCCACACCUCACCCGCGCUCACCCUUAAAGCCCGACCAAGUCACGCCGCGACGUGACACCACUCCUCAGAUAAAGGAGUGGGACUCGGACGGCCAGUCGGACACUGAUACGCCAAAACCAGCACCUGCAGUACCACAGCCUCAAGGGCACUCUCCAUCACCUGUCGUUCAAGAACGGAGGAGCGCCAACACGACAUUACCAACUGUUAAACGUGUGUAUGUGGAUUCUCCAACAUUCACUCCGGAGGAGGAAGAUCAGUAUCGGUUUGUAGAAAGUCGUCUUGAUGAAGGACAGGAUGAUAUAGAGGAUACUUUCAGAAAACUUGAUAAAGGUGAUAAAGUAGAACCAAUGGCAACCACAACACAGGCACCACCCAUCCAGGGAGGUCAUCCCAGCUAUACUAGAGACAAUUAUGAUGGGGGUGUGUAUAAUAGUCAGUAUAGUCGUCCCCCUCCAGAGCCCCAGUAUAGGGAGGAUUAUAGACAUAAUGUAAGGAAAGAGAUUGGAGGUCAGGGGGCUCCCCAGGGGGGUCAGUAUAUCAGAAAAGACAGUGAGGGUCCCGGGGCUCCAAUACCUGACCAGUAUAGUCGCAACAAUAACCAGGGUGAGAGACCGCAUGGUUACGAUUCUCAGUAUAGUCAACAGGCUCAAAACAGGGGUUACUCUCAGGACGUACGAGGAGGGGGAGACAACCAGGGAGAUCCUAGGGUUCAGCCACCAGCGGCUCGCGAUACAAGACAGGAUAAUAGAUAUGAGGACAGAAACAGGGUCAUGAGCCAGAACAAAGGUCAAGGUCAGAAUGACCGAUAUGAGGAUAAAAAUGCAGGUUACGGUCGGUAUGAGGACAGAAAUGAACAACCUCAAUAUGACGAUAGGAAUCGACACGAUAGAUAUGAGGAUCGUAACCAAUACAAUAGUUAUAAUCGUGGUGACAGGGGUCAGGAGGACAGAAAUGAUCCCCCACAGUAUCAGGAUGGUAGACAGGGACCUGCUCAUCUCGAAACAAAUGAUCGAAAUAGAUAUGAUGAUAGACCCACUUACAAUGAUCAGCAAAACCGGGGCAGGAAUGAGGCUGAACAGUACGAUGACCACAACGAUAACUACAGGCAGCCUCGGUCCUUGAUACAGAAUGGUUAUGAGCCGGAGGAAGAUGAACAACAGCUGAUAAAACAGGAAGAGGAGUACCAGGCUCACCUUCAGAGCCGACUUCGUGACCAGGCCCAGCAAGAUGAGGAAUUUGUCAUACCCAAACUUCCCCUGGAGGAUUCGCUGGAGGACCCCUGGCAGAACCCCCCUCCCCCACCGCCUCAGCAGGCCUACCAGGAACCCAGUGGUCCGUACGGUUAUGAUGAGCGUGAAACGGAGCGCAUGGAGAUAGUUAACCCUCCACCUGUAAAAUAUGACUUUGUAGAAAACAACAAGGUAGAUUACGGUAAAGUGCCAGAUAAAUCAUAUGCUUAUUUAUUAGAAAGAAAAAAGGAAGGUGAGAAUAAAUUAGACAGUGUAUUUAUAACACCUAAACUCCGAUCUAAAAAAACGACGCGAAACAAUGUUACGUCAAACAAAAGUCGUGGUGAUUCCCCGCCUGAUGAUUACAUUCCUAGUGAGAAUGCAUCAAUGGCUGAAGCACUUUGGGCAAAGCGCUCAACAGCGCUUGAAAAAAAGAAAGACGCAAAACAGACUAAUAAAUCUAAAACAGCCUCCGGCACAAGUCUCAGGAAAAACAGGGGUCUGCAAAAGUACUCCAGUGAGAAUGGACUAGUUCGUCAGCCUCUUUAUAGUCAAGGGCAGAGUCAAGGGAGGCAACCUGUUCAUAUGUACGGCACCCCGACUCGAAACCACUACCUAGAACCACUGGAAAACAAAGCAAAUAGACCAAAGCCCAGUGAUCGUAUGGAUGGACAGGGGAUGCCUCCAGCAUCAUUUAAACCAAUAGACCUGAAGCCUGUCACCCAGGAGAUAGUGACUGAGGACGGACAGCGAAUCAGUGUGGAUAUUAACCUCAAAGUUCUGAGUCCCCGGGGGGAGGGAGGUGAUCCCCGGGGUAUACCACAAGUAUCGGCAGAGGUGCUGCAUGGGUCCCAAGCGACAGGUGGAGUCCGCCCUGUGGGGACACAGUACUACCCGGGGGCAUAUGAGGGGCAGGACCUAGCCCAGGAUCCCUACCGACAACAGUACUACCAGUCUCCCCCCGGACCACCCCCUGGACUACCACCGGGUCUCUCUCCAGCAGAACCUUAUAACUUUGACUACAGCCAGGCCCAAGACCAGGAGAACCAAUUGCCACCGCAGAGAAACCAGGAUUAUGAGCCUCAGUACCAGCCCCAGGGAUCUCCACCCUACCAGUCCCAACCCCACCAGACACAGGCUCCCUACCAGACCCAGCGGCCCUACCAGACACAGCAGUCCCAACCCCACCAGACACAGCGUCCCUACCAGACACAGCAGUCUCAGCCUCCAGAAGUCCCCGCCCCCCAGACCCAGAGUCCCCAAUACCAGCGCCACCCAUCUUACGAGCAGCAGUCUCAUCCGGUGUAUGAUCAGCAACAACAGGGCUACAGCCAGCAACCUUCCUAUGAGGCAGAGCCCAAGCAUCAGUCACCCAAUCCAUACCCCAAGAUCCCACCCAUAUCGGCAGGCACAGAGGAUCGGUUCGCAACCGGUCCAAUCCGUGUGGAGCUAGAGGGGUACUCAGCAAUUCACCAGAAGAAUCGACAGAAGGACCCUAAUGAGCAGCCCUGGUAUCAGGUGUAUACACUGAGCGACUACAAGAAGCUAAAAAAGGAGAUGGACGCUGGCCGAGGGCCACUGGGUCCUGACAUGGAGAAUGAAACCUUCAAGGAAAAGCUUGAGAAGAAACACAAGCAGAAUGAGUAUGCACGACUAGUGAUGGAGCGAAACCGACAGGAAUUGCUCGAUCGUAAACCCGUUCAGCGUCGUCAGCCAUCACAUGACCAGCGGGAAGAGAACAAACGGCGCGCUGCCCUAGAUUACGCCAAAAAUGUUCCAAAACCAGUUGUGAAGGCAAAACCUUCACAGUACAACUCAUAUGAAGUCUCCUCCCAGUUGUCUCCCUUGAAUAAGAAAGGCAACCAAUCACCUGUGAAGACGCAGCCCCCCAUAGAAGUGGUAGACCUCAACAAACUUCAGCAGCGACACGAGGAGGAGAAACAAAAUGUAGCCAUGAUUAAGCAAAACAUUCCCCAGAAAGUGUGACACAGAGAAUGAUGAUACAUGUUAACUGUAGGUCGUGCGAUUGUAGAAUGCUAAAGUUUUGUCUGAUCAAAUUUUCGCCCUUUAGCUUUUUAAAACAAUUUGUUCUGUGUUGAAAUAUACGCACCAAUAUAUAUUGCCACAACUUACAAUAUGUAUAUAUUUAUUGUGUUUUGAGUCCUGUUACAUUUGUUUAAAAGCAAAAAGUGGUGAAAAAGGAAAGGGAACAAAAAUGUAGUGUUUGGCUGUUGUUAUGGAAGUGCUAAGGUAUGUUACCCUGUAUGAGUGUUAUGUGUGGCUCCACAACUGUCGGAGGUCGUACUAAACAAUUCCUAUAAAGUCUGAUAUUGAAGUGAUUUAAUGGGACCAUGCUCCUAUUGAACAAUGAAUGUGCGAUAGUCGCUGAAAAUUUGACCAAUAGCCUUGUUUUCUCAGACGAGAACAAUUUAUUGCACAUAAGGUCUACAAAAUGUGAUAAGUAUAUUGGUAUCUUCCAUAAGAUUUGUCAGUUUGGUAAGAUGUGAUAUCAAAGUUUUACUUUUUACACAAACUUUGUACAUAUUAAACGUGUCGCAACGUUUGUAGACCG
This is a messenger RNA of Mizuhopecten yessoensis (Yesso scallop), 5566 nucleotides long. RefSeq names its product serine/arginine repetitive matrix protein 2-like. Lineage: Eukaryota; Metazoa; Mollusca; Bivalvia; Pectinida; Pectinidae. Gene Ontology annotation, biological process: axoneme assembly. The coding region runs from base 13 to 4980 and encodes 1655 amino acids. The transcript is spliced from 4 exons. The record is from RefSeq and is a predicted model, not a curated record.